UUUCCCGCGCUUUCACUACUGACAGAUCGCGUUCGAAAAUCAAAAUUAGUUUCUUUUUUAUUUCACUCACACAAUUUAUUUUUAAUUGGGUAUUUUAUUGUUUCCAUUUUUGUGUUGUUUAUGAUUCUUUGUUAUAGUUAUUUUGUGGAUUACUUGCCGUGAUUUUAAUAGUGCGUGUACAGUGAAAGACUGCAAUAAAAGAGGGAAAGCUGUUAGCUGUCAGCUGUCAAAAUCGUUGAGAUGGAGGCGAAAGUGAAAGAAGAGGCGCCUGAUAAGGAAUACACUCAACCUGCAGCCAAUGAGAGGCGAAAAUCCACCACAGCAGGCAAGGACCGGCGGUCUCCCGACCAGGAGGAGAGUCGCACGUCCCCCACCCCAGGACCCCCCAGCCCGCAGAAUAACGGAACCACAGCUCUGUCAUCAACGGAGUCGCUCUCCCCCCCACUAGCAGAAGGCUCCCGCGCUGCGCCCGCGCUGCAGCGCCUGCGCAGGUUCUUGUCCGCGCUGCACCACUUCGCCGGCGACGUCGGCGCCGAUUCCGGCGAGCGAGUGCGGCAGCUUAUUCAUAAUCUUGUUGCUGGCACGCUAAACAUCGAGGAGUUCCAGACAGGUGUUCAGGAGAGCACUAACUACCCGCUACGGGCUUCAGUACCAGGGUUCCUGCGCGCCCUGUUACCGCUAGCACAGCGUGAUCUACACGCUAGAGCACGUAGGGCUAAACAGACCCCGAUCCAGUACAUCAGGUGUCACGAGCAUCUGGUCCUGGAGUCAGGAGGCGACGGUGGCGACAUUUUUGCAGCCCAGCCCAAUACUGGAGACCAGCCCGGUGCCAAGAGGCGAGCCAGUGAUCCGUUCUACGACAGUCCCCAAACGAACGGCUCCCACGAGGAGUACCCACCACACCCGAAGCGGCCCAGUCUGUGGAACCCCUCACCCUUCCUCUACCCGUUGCCUAGCAACGCCAGUCUCUUCGACUACCCGCAGUACCACGGCUAUCACCCGCCGCCGGAGCCGCCCUUUGAGAGGCGAGACGGAGGGAUCUCAGUGCGCGACGUGUCCUCAAUGAACGCCUCCUUCUCCGAGCCGCGGCUGCCCGCGCCUGGAGGGCUGCUGAAGAGCGAUGAUGAAUGGAAGAACAUUAACACCAUGCUGAACUGUAUUCUCAGUAUGGUGGAGAAGACUAAGCGAGCACUCGCUAUACUGCAGCAGAGGGGUGUAGAGCCAACAGAGAGCACGGACAUAAAGCGCGUGGCGUCAGAGAUCAUGGCGGCGGCGGUGCGGCAGACGGAGGAGCGCGUGGCUGAAGUGCGCAGGCGCGCCGAGGACGCCGUCAACCAGGUCAAACGGCAAGCCCUCCUGGAGCUGCAGCGGGCGGUCGGCGCUGCGGAGUCCAAAGCUCUGGAGGUGGAACGCGGAAAGUUGAGACACAGCCCCCCUCCGGGGCGAGACCUCAGCCCUAACGCCGCCGGCCAGCAGAACUGCUGCUGGAAUUGCGGUCGCAAGGCGCAAGAGACGUGCUCAGGAUGCAACGCGGCGCGGUACUGCGGCGCCUUCUGCCAGCACAAGGACUGGGAAAACCAUCAUCAGGUAUGCAGCGGCCGCGACCAGAAACCGAUGGCUCUCCUGCGCAACUCACCACCAGCAACCCAAACAACUUUGUCCAAACCUCUCACGCGCUCAACCACGCCAAUCGCAACCAGCAGCAACCAGACCAAUCCGGUAACCACCGGAUCGGAGCAGAACCGGUUGUCUUUAACCACUUUGAAUUCAGCCGAGAGAAUGCUUAGUAAUCAGGACAGAGGUCUGACAAGCAGCACGGAUAGGAUUGCAUUAGCUACUCUGUCGAGUGCCCAAGGUCUGAUAGCGGGGAUUGGUGGGAAGAAAUGACGGCUGAACAGAGACAUCGUGGCUAAUGUCAGGCUUCCGAGGAAAGUCAGGAGAUAAACUGUCAAGGGUUUUGGAGUUGGUCAGAAAGUUGCGUGGAUAUUUCGGAGGCUAGUAAGAGAAGUUUAUGGAUUUGUUUAAUUAAAUCUGAGGAAUUAGCCAAAAUAGCUUAAACCCCGAACACUAAAAACAAUUUUAAAAAUCUCAUUCUUAUCGUGUGCCGCAUGUAAGUGCGAGCGAGUCACAGACCUUGUGCUCUCUCCCUUACUCCUUAGCGGAUUACGGUCAUUCAGACUGGAGUAAGACCCAAACUGGAUGAGGUCGGCGCCCGAUACGAAUUAGUGCGGGGCGGAGACUAAAUGUUCUAUGCGUAGUAUUAUUCUUUACCCAUUCUCAUUGUAACAGUACACGAAUGAAAAUGUACGGAAUUGACAACCGAGCUAGGCUUUGUGUGGUAACGAAAACAUUCCAAUUCUGGUCUUUUUAGAUACCUAAUCGAUCAUACUUACGGAUUUGAUCUAAUAUCAAGCAUCUGAUGCACAAUUAGUAUCUAAUUGCGAAACAAAUGUAUCGAUCUAUAAUCCUUCUUGUAAUAGGUGUGGUACCUACCUAUAGCUCUGUAAUGAAAUGUCAUAUCAUUUAAUAAAUACAGAUAGUAAAGUGUAUGCAGAUAAUAACUGUAAAAAAUGCGCUGUAAAUAAAAUGGAAGUCAAAAAGGCCACAUUGAAUCAAUUUAUCUCAAAAAGCUAAUUUGCUAUUUGUCAUUUAUUGAGAUUUAAAUAUUGCUUUUUAAAAUUCUGAUACGGACGCGACUUGAACCCGCAGCCACCACCGGGUCCUCCUCCUGUCCAAGCGAAAUUCUUCCGAUUAAGCCGAUGCGACGUCUUGACAAGAGCUGCCAGUUCAAGACCCGUCCGAGUCAGAAUUUUUUUCGAUUAAAAUUUUCUCUUUAUGUGUUUCUCUAAGCAUGAGUAAAUUCUAUAAAAACAAAAAUCAUUUUUAACAAUGUAGCCUUUUUAGACCCCUAUUCAGCAUUGAUUUGGAGAAUGCUACACCGAGCGUGGCUCUUAAAAAAAUGUUCAGCAAUAAAAAUCUACCAACUUCAGAUCAAUGUCUACCAAAAAAAAAGUUACUCUAACCAAAGAAAAUUGUAAAUAUAUUAGCUUAAGUACAUUUUCCAUUGUAAAUAAAUUCAGUGCCAUAAUAAUGAUUAUGAUAUUACUGAUGAAAAUAUGAUGAUAUAAAAUAAGGGUCAUAGCUCACCGAGAGGUCAUGCGCAACGUAAUAAAAUUAUCGAUCGAUUCAAUAAAUUUUGUCGAAAUCGAUAAGUUUGUUUCUUUCCCUAACAUGCGAGUCACGUGAUUUCGUUUGCAUUUUGACAGAACGACAUGACUUAUUUGGGUUCACAUAUUAGCGCCAAUCGACAAAACGACAUAAUUAUAUCGUCAGAAUCGAUAAAAUGACCGUGACAAAAUUUUAUCACAUUGCGCAUGUUAGCCCUACAGAUCAUUCCUAACGCUCUAACCACUAGACCACGUUUGGCGACGUGACCCUUGGCGUCUCGCUAAGUUAUGGCCAGUGAUAGGGAUAUACAGUCAUAAGCAAUAUAAUGUACCCACUUGAGGACUCUGUCGCACUAACAUAUUUGACAUUUAGUGAGACUUACAGUUCAAUUGUCAAAAAAGUUAAUGUGACAUGGUACCAAAGUGUAUACAUAUUAAUGCUCGUGACCGUACCAUUUGGGGUCAAUAACCCUGAAUGUUGUGGUUAAUAUGGAUAUGCCCGCGAGAUUUGUGAGAUUGCGAGAUUACGUUACAUUAUAAUAUUGACUUUUUCUUGUAAAGUGAACUGUUUGGGAUAACAUAACUACAAUCCUACUAUACUUUAAAUGUGAAAGUUUGUCGAUACAGACAAAUAAUUAAGACAAAAAAACACAUAUUAUACAGGGUCGCAAAAUUCAUGACUUUUUUAGUUUUUUUUUAAUUAUUUUCUAUUCUAUAUUUUUGCGACGGAAAAUUCCAUUUGAUAUCAACUCAGAAUCAGGGUCUGAAUCAUCCCUCAAAGUUUUCGUUACGAUGUCACUAACACCCUGUAUAUUAAUAAAAUGUAUUUAUUGUUCCAAACAACUUAAUAACUAUUGGUACAUUUAGACAAUACUAGAAGAUUAACAAUUUUAAAGCACUGCUAGUGCUUACAAUAUGUACAACCUAAUACAUAACAUACGAAAUACUAAAAUAAUUAACAUAAUAAAAAUAAACGUUUAAUAAAGAUUCCAAUAUCGUGUUGCGAGAUCUUUAUCCAUAUAUCCUGAGAGGCAUAUCCUGUUUUUUUUUUUGACGUGACUUAUUGUAGAUUUGCCGCAGAUGGAAUUAACUACUUGGCCGGACAAACGGGGAGCGCUGAAAGCUCUCACCCGGUACAACUUUUAAGACAACAGGCCUGAGGGUGCCCAGUUGGAGACAUAUCCAUGUUAAGACAAAUUUCGCAAAUGGCCCUACCUAUCCCUAGCACUAGUUAUGGCCCUCACUUCCACAUUAUAAUCCUAUCAAUGCACUAUGUAAAUAUCUUAAAUAAUUAUGUACGAAACAAUCGAAUAAAUUCCCAUCACCUCUCAUCUCCAUACACAAAGGCGAUAUGUACGGUCACAAGUAUAUUGUAUACACUUUGAAACCAUGUCACAUUCACUUUUUUGACAAAUUAAACAGUAAGUCUCAUUAAAUGUCAAAUAUGAUAGUGCGACAGGGUUCUAAAGUACAUGAUAAUUAGUUACAUCGUAGUGUCACAGAUGCGAAUUCUGGCUUGGGCUCUAAACUACUGAAUCCGACUUUAUUAGUUUGAAUGAGGAACUUUCCAAUCGACGUUCCCCAAACACACGAUAGAUGGCGUUGUUCACUUUUAACGUAACAAUGACCUAUUUUCUCAUUGCUGGGGUAUAAUAUAUCAUUAUUCAAAACUGUAAUGUAAUGGCAGAA
Pectinophora gossypiella (pink bollworm) is the source of this 4856-nucleotide messenger RNA. It is a transcript of the gene nvy, whose product is annotated as protein CBFA2T3. Gene Ontology annotation, cellular component: nucleus. The record is from RefSeq and is a predicted model, not a curated record. Bases 241 to 1887 code for a protein of 548 amino acids. The transcript has 12 exons. Lineage: Eukaryota; Metazoa; Arthropoda; Insecta; Lepidoptera; Gelechiidae. Gene Ontology annotation, molecular function: transcription corepressor activity. Gene Ontology annotation, biological process: DNA-templated transcription; negative regulation of DNA-templated transcription.